UUAAAGGCGAGCCCAGUUGCGGCGGGUGACGGCGACGGCGCGUUCUGUUCAUCAACCGGGCUGCCAGUGUGGCGAGGUUACGCGCUAGCAGAGGAUUUUUGUCGUGAAAAGCAGCUCCAUCUACGUCGAAAUGGCUGAUCAGCUUACAGAAGAGCAGAUUGCUGAAUUCAAGGAGGCGUUUUCACUUUUUGACAAGGACGGAGAUGGCACAAUCACCACCAAAGAGCUGGGCACAGUCAUGCGCUCCCUUGGGCAGAACCCAACAGAGGCAGAGUUGCAGGACAUGAUCAAUGAGGUGGAUGCUGAUGGCAACGGUACGAUAGAUUUCCCAGAAUUCCUGACCAUGAUGGCCAGAAAAAUGAAGGAUACGGACAGUGAAGAGGAGAUCAGAGAAGCGUUUCGUGUCUUUGACAAGGAUGGUAACGGCUACAUCAGUGCUGCUGAGCUCCGUCAUGUGAUGACAAACCUCGGGGAGAAGUUAACUGAUGAAGAAGUAGAUGAGAUGAUCAGAGAAGCUGACAUUGAUGGAGAUGGACAAGUCAACUAUGAAGAGUUCGUACAAAUGAUGACGGCGAAGUGAGGGCCUUGUACAGAUUUCGUAUAAAUAAUUUGCCUUUUUUCUUUGUGUAAUUUAUCUGUAAAAUCUUAUUAACCCCCUGCGUCCCCGCCCCUACUGCUGUCCAAUGGAACUGCAUGUAAACUGCAUAGGCUCUUGUCCCCAUGUCCCUUUCUUUUGCUGUCAUGAUGUUUGAGUGACGAACGGUCCAGAUGCCUGCGGAGGCCCUUGGGAGCCGGAGGACCGACUCCUCUCUCUGUUGUGCUCUGGGCCUUUUCUGGCAAGGCCACAUUGGAAACCUGUCAGCUAGUUGUCACUUGGCAACACAGUUGGCAUGGAAACAAUGUAGAGCAGUUAAAACUCUGCAUGGACUAUGGACAAAGUAUAUAUGGGAAAUCUCUCAGCAUUGCACUACUGCAAAAAAAUGACACGGGUGUAUCUCCUAGGUACUCGUACAAACUUUUUGUAUCUGCUGUUCUAUAUACCAGAAAAAGACUAAUCUUACCAUGCUUUUUAAUGUUUUACUCAUUCAUUUUCUUUUUUUAAUGGCCUCUUGCCAUGCCUCAAAUAAUCCAUUCCAAGUUGUAUAUUUUUGUUUUCCAAUAAAAUUUACAAUCUACCCAGAUUUGAAAAUUGGUCUUAUUUUCUCAGUUGUACUUGAUUGAGGUUUUUAAUGACCGUUUUUGUAUUGAGGGCUGCAUGGUCUUUUUUUAUUUUUUUAAAAGGAGAAACUUCCGCAUACUUGGGUCUAUUUUGAAACAAAUGUUGCCUGUCAUGUCCCAAAAGCACUGAGGAGCAUCAGCCAAUGCCUCUUAAUGUUAAAAUAAAUUUAAGAUGAAAUCUGUUUAAGAAAAGCAGAGUGUGUUGAAAGCUGUUCACUUUGGAAGUGUGCACAUCAGUACUUGUUAGAUUUGGCCUGUGCUGUCACUGACCACAGGCUGGGUGUUGUCUGCCUGCGUUGGUGUAGCACUGUGUCCGAGCUAACUGCCAUGUCUUAGCCUCAGUCGCAAGGUACUGGGGGUGGAGCAUGCAUCAGAAGCUAUGGUGUAAAUAAGGUGUAUCAGUUUUUGUUUAAGGUUUCUAGUUGAGUUUGUUACAGUAGCUUGCAGAGAUGCUAAGUUUGUUAUUUUGACAAAAUAAAGCUCUAUUGUGGA
Molecule: messenger RNA, 1710 nt
Organism: Phycodurus eques (leafy seadragon)
Lineage: Eukaryota; Metazoa; Chordata; Actinopteri; Syngnathiformes; Syngnathidae
Gene: calm2a
Product: calmodulin 2a (phosphorylase kinase, delta)
Exons: 6
Coding region: 131-580 (149 amino acids)
Molecular function (GO): calcium ion binding
Source: RefSeq, a predicted model, not a curated record